UGUGGUUUACCAACACUUCAAUGUUAGGGCAGUACCGUGGCCACGCCCAAACACGUCUGUAACGUCGAAUAGCUAGCUAGCUAACAACCAGGAAAACGUUACACGCAGGGGGCAGAAGUGCACACACUACUACUACCACCACCACUAACAUGGACGCCACUGCGGAAGCCCCGACAGGAACGUUUACAUGCGAGUUGUGUGAGUUGUCCACUGAGUACACCUUCUACGGCAGGAAACCACCAAAUACCAGAGCCAUCGGGCUUUUGGAAGACUGCUAUGGCAUCCGUGAUCCUUUCACUCCAGACAGGGACAAAUUCCUUAUAUUGGGCUCCAAGUGCAGUUUGUGUAAGAAGACUGUAUGUGUUGGCACGGACUGCAGCAUCUUCUACACCAAACGCUUCUGCUUACACUGUGUGAGGGAACACUUAGAGCAGUUUCCAGAGCAGAUUCAAAUAGAACUAAAGAAGAAAAAAACAGCUCGGAAAAGUUAACAUCAAGCAGAGACGCUCAAAUAUGCUGUGGAACGAAGACAUUUUGGACAUAAUAGUCUUUUUUUUUUUUUUUAAUACAUGGCACAGUGUGAAUUUUGGCCUGUUUACUAGCCAUUCUGUCUCAUAAAUGAGGAACCUGCCGAAAAGGGGAUCCUUCUUGGGAAUUCAAGACCCUGUUUUGAUUCAUGAAUCCUAACUUCAGAAAUUGUAACUGAGUUGUCCUGGAUUCCCAUUGAGGAUGCCUCAGGAAAUUACCGUAUGCUUGAGCAACAUCCAGAACACACCGGAACUUCACAUGCCACUCCUGUGUAUGUUUUGAUGAACAAUGAACAAAUGAAAUGAAGAAUGGACUAUGUUGUCACUGCAGGAAACAAGGAAUUAUAAGCACUGACUAUAAGAAUAUACAGCGGAGGAUGCUUUGAAAUGAAUCCAUUACUAAGAGACUGUUAUCAAGCAACCUGUAUAUUGCAUAGUAAUAAAAGUUGAUAUAAAAAAUU
This is a messenger RNA of Ictalurus punctatus (channel catfish), 988 nucleotides long. RefSeq names its product cysteine rich DPF motif domain containing 1 (gene cdpf1). Lineage: Eukaryota; Metazoa; Chordata; Actinopteri; Siluriformes; Ictaluridae. The record is from RefSeq and is a predicted model, not a curated record. The transcript has 4 exons. The coding region runs from base 150 to 491 and encodes 113 amino acids.